Molecule: messenger RNA, 1482 nt
Organism: Sphenostylis stenocarpa
Lineage: Eukaryota; Viridiplantae; Streptophyta; Magnoliopsida; Fabales; Fabaceae
Source: the annotation of a GenBank genome assembly
AUGGGCCUAUUAUACCGACAUAAUGGGGACACCAGUUAUGCCUCAUGGGCCUCAUUGGGCCCGCUUACUUUGCUGCAGGUUGCUGUUGCGGAGACACAGUCUGCGAGGGCUUUCUACGAUGAUCUAACGAGUAAAGGAGAGAAUCAACCCAAAUCGGGGAGGAGUGAUAACAGAGGAAUCGCUGUAGUGAUUCUCGAUGCCCUCACAAGGCGACAAUGGGUUAGAGAAGAAGAUUUGGCGAAAGAUCUCAAAUUACACACAAAACAACUUCGCCGAACACUGCGGUUUUUUGAAGAGGAGAAGAUCAUUACUCGAGAAUAUAGGAGAGAGACAGCGAAAGGAGCAAAAUUGUUUAGUGCUGCUACAGCUGCUACAGUUGAUGUUCAACUGACUGGAAAAGAGGGAGAAGAGAAGGUCAAGUUGCACACACAUUCUUACUGUUGUCUAGAUUAUGCACAGAUAUAUGAUGUGGUUAGGUACAGAAUACAUCGCAUGAAAAAGCUGCUCAAAGAUGAAUUGGACAACAAGAACACAAUAGAGGAAUAUAUCUGUACAAAAUGUGGAAAAAGAUACAAUGCUCUGGAUGCAUUGCGGUUAGUAUCUUUUGAAGAUGAUGACUUCCAUUGUGAAAGUUGUAAUGGAAAACUUGAGGUAGAAAGUGAUAAGUUUGUGGUUCAAGAAGGGGCUGAUGGAGAUGAUAAUGCAAGAAGACGGCGGCAUGAAAAGUUAAAAGACAUGCUUCAGAAGAUGGAGAUACAGCUCAAGCCUUUAAUGGACCAACUCAGCAGGGUGAAAGAUUUGCCUGUUCCAGAAUUUGGCAGUCUCCUAGCAUGGGAAGCUCGAGCUAGUGCUAUGGGGCGUGCAGCCAAUGGAGAUAUGUCUGGUGAUUCUAAAAUUUCUCAGCUUGGAUAUAAUGGAGCACCAAUGCCAUAUAGUGGGGAUACUAAGGUUGUGGUGGACUUCAAUGGGACUGAAGGCAACAGACAUGAUGUUAAGUCUGAAACUGAAAGUACAUCUCUAAAGGUUUUGCCACCAUGGAUGAUAAAAUCAGGGAUGGUUCUUACAAAGGAACAGCGUGGAGAGGUGAAGGAGGAAAUAAAGAUGAAUGGGACUUCAACUUCUUCAUCAGCACAGUACUCGGAUGACAAGAAAUCAACAGUUGAUCAUGAUGAUAAGAAAAAUAUACAGGAUGAGUAUAUCAAGGCUUAUUAUGCUGCUCUACUUAAACAACAACAUGAAUUGGAAGCUUCUAGUAAACAAGAAUUGUCAAAUACACUUGCUGCAAAUGAUCCUUCUAGCAGUGCUUAUAAUCGUCAAGUUGGCUUGAAAUCAAAACACGAGGAAGAUGAUGAUGGUACUGACUGGGAGGAAGCUCCUGUUGCAGGUACUGGAAAUGAAAAUUACAAGGUCAAUGAUUUGAAUGUUCAAGCUGAUGUUGUUCCAGCUGAUGACGAUGAAGAUGUGGACUGGGAGGAAGGUUGA